This is a messenger RNA of Paraphaeosphaeria sporulosa, 1654 nucleotides long. Its product is annotated as ribonucleoside-diphosphate reductase-like protein subunit M2. The record is from RefSeq and is a predicted model, not a curated record. Gene Ontology annotation, molecular function: oxidoreductase activity. The transcript has 4 exons. The coding region runs from base 109 to 1329 and encodes 406 amino acids. Lineage: Eukaryota; Fungi; Ascomycota; Dothideomycetes; Pleosporales; Didymosphaeriaceae. Gene Ontology annotation, biological process: deoxyribonucleotide biosynthetic process.
CACAACACCAUCAUCCACUCACCACUCUCGCCAUAAUUAAUUACGUCUAAACUUCUACGUCCACUUCACUGAAGGACCAUUGGCGCUCAAACUCACAUUUUCCUCACAAUGUCUGCUAUCCAGUUGACACCCUCUAAGAGUGCUGCUUCGGCAAUUGACACACUCAAGAUGUCCGACUCGCCUGUAAAGAAGCUCAACUUCGAGUCUUCGGCAGACAAGGAGAACGUGUACAAGCCCAUUGUCGGCAUACCAGAUCUCGUCGAAGACGAUGCGCCCAAGAAAGCUUCGACCGCACCCACAAUAAAGGAGGAGGAGGCACACGAGCCCCUCCUACAAGAAAACCCCCACCGCUUUGUCCUGUUCCCCAUUAAGUACCAUGAUGUCUGGCAAAUGUACAAGAAGGCCGAAGCUUCCUUCUGGACCGCCGAGGAGAUCGAUCUGUCCAAGGAUCUGCACGACUGGAACAAGCGCCUCAAUGACGACGAGCGCUUCUUCAUCUCACACGUCCUUGCCUUCUUCGCUGCAUCGGACGGUAUCGUCAACGAGAACUUGGUCGAGCGAUUCAGCGGAGAGGUUCAGAUCCCCGAGGCGCGAUGCUUCUACGGCUUCCAGAUCAUGAUGGAGAACAUCCACUCCGAGACAUACUCCCUCUUGAUCGACACAUACAUCAGCGAGCCUAAGCAGCGCACAUACCUGUUCAACGCCAUUGACAACAUUCCCUGCAUCAAGAAGAAGGCCGACUGGGCUCUGCGAUGGAUCUCUGACAAGAACUCCACCUUCGCGACGCGUCUCAUCGCAUUCGCCGCCGUCGAGGGUAUCUUCUUCAGCGGCUCCUUUGCGUCCAUCUUCUGGCUCAAGAAGCGUGGCCUCAUGCCUGGUCUUACCUUCUCCAACGAGCUCAUCUCUCGUGACGAGGGCAUGCACACUGACUUCGCCUGCCUCCUCUUCUCCCUCCUCAAGACCCGCCCUGACAAGAAGCUCGUCGAAGAUAUCAUCACCCAGGCCGUUGUCAUCGAGAAGGAGUUCCUCACUGACGCGCUGCCCUGCGCCCUGCUCGGCAUGAACUCCACUCUUAUGUGCCAGUACAUCGAGUUCGUCGCCGACCGCCUGCUCCUGGCUCUCGGCAACACCAAGGUCUACAACGCGACCAACCCCUUCGACUUCAUGGAGAACAUCUCGCUUGCCGGCAAGACCAACUUCUUCGAGAAGCGCGUCGGCGAUUACCAGAAGGCGGGCGUCAUGGCCAGCACCAAGAAGAACGAGGAGUCGACACAAACAGAGGAGAGCAAGAACGUGUCUGGCGACUUCGCCUUUGACGAGGACUUCUAGACGCGUUCUUUUCUUGCUUCCCUCUUAUUCCUAUUACCAUUUUCUAGAUGCAUACUUCUGAAGACUGGGGGCACGGGUGCUGGGUUACCCUCUUCCUUUUGCAUAUCUUCUCUCCGUCCUCUGCAUUGUCGGAGUCAGACAUGGCAUAGCGGGCUGCUUUUGAUACCUGGGGUUUUUCGUGCGCUUGAUUACGUGGCGUUUCCAUGGUGGGUGUUUUGCUUUGGGAUGAAGCACGCGAGGACGCGAAUGAUUGUUAUGGCUGGUGUGGGGUGGGCUGGAUAGGAUACGCAACUCGCGAUUUCGAUAAUGAAGAAUCUGAACUUCC